UGUCACACUAGAAGAGAUUGACCUGGAGCCCAGUGGAGAGUGGUGUCAGCGAGAGGGAUUAAUGACUCCGGUUAUUUUUCCAUUCUUUGACAUCCAGUUUAGGUUGGCGGGUGGUAACUGGAUAGACAACAUCCAAAAUGGCGUUGUCUCUUGGCAAGCUUUGACUGACGUUGAACUGAGGAAACGAUCUGACACCGGGAGAGCAAACAAUUCCCCUCAGAGCACCAUCCUGCCAUUAGUGAGAGUUCCUUCAAACUGUCAGAGAGACUUCAACCUGUUGGCGUUUGACCCAGAUGGAGACAACGUUAAAUGCAGAUUUGGUUCCGAUUCACUGUCUGAGUGUAACCCCUGUGCACCACCAUCUGUCCUAGACCUGUCAUCAUCUUGUACUCUUUCCUUCAACGGAACCAAUAGCAUCAACGAAACCAGCAGCAUCAACACAACCAGCAGCAUCAACGCAACCAGCAGCAUCAACGCAACCAGCAGCAUCAACGCAACCAGCAGCAUCAAAGAAGGUCCGUAUGCAGUGCAGCUGGUAAUGGAGGACUUUCCACGGCACGACAUUACAUUAUAUAAUGUCAGUGGGCUUCAAGAAACCAAAACAGCCAAUCAGGCAAUCAGCAAAAUACCACUCCAGUUUGUUUUACAAGGUAAGAGUUUCCCAGUAUGA
Molecule: messenger RNA, 670 nt
Organism: Fundulus heteroclitus (mummichog)
Lineage: Eukaryota; Metazoa; Chordata; Actinopteri; Cyprinodontiformes; Fundulidae
Exons: 4
Coding region: 62-670 (202 amino acids)
Source: RefSeq, a predicted model, not a curated record